UAAUUUGUUACUACGUUUUCAUUUCUAUUUUACAUGUAAUGAAAAUCUUUAAGAAGAUAGGAAGAUACUGAAGCGUGCAGCCUGUGAAGCCUUUCGCUAAGCACAUCCUUUCUUUUCGUCAACUUGCAUUCUCAACCUUCUUCAAAACUCGCGAAUUGAUCAAACAACAGUAGUUCGAUGCCAAAAGUCUUGGAAGAAGAGAGGGUAUACUGAAGCGUGCAGUCUGAAGAAGCCUUGGCCAAGCCCAGCAUUUCCUUUCGUCAUUUGGAGAAAGCACAAGACAUAAAAGCAAGGAACUCUCUAAUGGACUUCGUAGAACCAGUCUGCGGUAUUGUGAAGGAUGUUGCACCUACAGUUAAAAAAUAUGUCAAGUAUCAGAUAUUUCACAAUGAUUAUGUCAAUGAAUUCAAAGAAAUGCAAAAUAAUCUGGGGGACCGACGGGAAGACGUUGCGGAAAGACUGCGUACUCAGCUUCUGCAGCAGCCUGGGAAGAUUACAAAGCAGGAAGUUAAAGCUUGGCUAAAGAAAGCAGAGCAAGAAACUGCGGAAAAAGUGGUUGAAAAUCUAAUCUGCAAAGGGGGUUGUUUCACAUAUAUGUGCUCAUCAAGAAAGCUCGAUAAGAGGACUCAAUUACUGAAAGAAGAAACAUUUCAGCAAGGAGAAAACUACACAAAAGCUGAUGAGAGUUUGGUCAUAGUUGAUAACUCAAUCAAAGGAGUUCAACUCCCUGUUGACAAAUGUUGUGGCAGGGAUGAUAAACAAGAUCAAAUUCUGGAUUUGUUGAAGGGAGACAAUGUUACAAGAAUUGCAGUUUUAGGAAUGGCCGGUGUAGGCAAGACAACAAUUAUGAAGCAUGUCCACAACAAACUCUUGAAAGAAUCCAAAUUUAACCAAGUUAUUUGGGUAAAAGUGUCAAAAGACUUUGACGUUAUUGGCCGGGAGGGUAAGGAGUUUGAUAUACUCAAGUUUCAAAAAAAGAUUGCAAGUAGCUUAGAGUUAAAACUGGAGCCAGAGCAUUAUGAGGAUACAAUCAGGCUUGCUGGAUUGAUUUUACAAAGAUUGCAGCAGGGCAGCUUCUUGCUAAUUCUAGAUGAUGUGUGGGAGCCUUUCUCUUUAAAAGACGUUGGAAUUCCUAAUCCGCCAGUUGAAAAUAAUGGUUGCAAUUUAGUGAUCACGACAAGGUCAAGAGAUGUUGCUCGUACAAUGAAUUGUCAUGAGAUUCCAGUGGAUCGUCUUCCGCCUGAGGUAGCAUCAGCAUUAUUCUUGGAGGAAGUUGGAGAUGGUGUGUUUUCAAAUGGCAAAAUUAAAAGAGAUAUAGAGCCACUUUUGAAGGAAAUUUUGCAGAAAUGUGAUGGAGUACCCCUUGCUAUUGUGACAGUGGCAAAAUCCAUGAAAGAGAAGGAACUUUAUCGUCAUUGGAAGUUGGCACUUUCUGAAUUUAGUAAAUAUAAAACUAUUGUUGAUUGUUUGAAAUUCAGUUAUGAAUGGCUAGACUCACCAUACCAGGACUGUUUCUUAUUCUGUGCAUUGUAUCCGGAAAAUUAUGAAAUCCCAAAGGAGGAGUUAAUUGAGUAUUGGAUUGAGGAAGGGCUUACGUAUAAAGAAGAGAAAACUAGGGAGCUAAUGAAUUGCAAAGGUCAUGAUAUACUCGAUAUGUUAGUUCACAACUGCUUGUUGCAAUUGGGUAAAGAGGAAUAUUUUGUGAGUAUGCAUUAUCUUCUCCGAGAAAUGGCAUUGAAUUCAUUGAAAAUUAGUCCUCAUUUCUUGGUGAAAGCUGGCAUGGCCUUGCAAAAGUUACCAGAGGAGCAUGAAUGGAGAGAAGAUCUUUUGAAGGUUUCCUUAAUGAGGAAUCACAUAACAGAAAUUCCUUCAAGCAUACCAUCUCCAAAGUGUCCUAAGCUCACAACCUUGUUGUUGUCCAAUAACAAAUUUUCAACAAUUCCAGAAGCUUUUUUUGAGCAUAUGCUUGAGCUCAAGAUUCUUGAUCUUUCCAACAAUCCUGAGCUAAGUAGGCUGCCAGGUUCUGUGUCUGAAUUGAAGAAGCUUACUACAUUAUUGCUGGCGGAUUGUAAGUCCUUAAGAGAGGUACCGUCUAUGUCCAACCUUGUACAUUUAAAAAAGCUGGACCUUUCCUGGACACAAAUUGAAGAAUUACCCCAAGGCCUCAACAAGUUAAAAAAUCUAAAAUAUCUUGGUCUUGGUGGAAGAUUAUCAGAAACAGUUGAUGAACUCCUACAAAAUCUCUCCAAUCUCCAGCAUUUAAUAGUAAAUACCAGAACAAAAUUUAAAUGGGAGACGAUUGGAAGUUGGGGGAAGCUUCAAAACCUUGAGAAGUUGAAUCUUCAUAAUUUGGAUAACUUGAAUGCGGUGUUUGGGGAAAUAAGAGUAGUUGCUGAGUCAGCGUGGCUACCAGAUGGCACAUUUUCCUCUCUUCAAUAUAUUAGUGUUUUUGAAUGUAAUAAAAUAAAGAAGCUAUUCUCGGUUCAAUGGUUGAGGUAUCUCCGGAAACUACAGACCAUUGAGGUUCAUCAUUGUGAGGAACUGGAGGAGAUAAUAGGGUCUGAAUCUGAUGGAGGAGAAAACAUCACCCUACCCAACUUAGAAAGCUUGAGAUUGACCAAAUUGCCCCAAUUAAAGAGCAUUUACAACGGUUCAAAUACUGUUUUGAUUUGUAAUUCCAUCAACAAGAUUAAAAUUGAUGAUUGCAAAAAUAUGGAGAGUGUUUUUUGGUCAGGGUUCAACCCACUCCUAAAUCUUGAAUAUCUAGACCUUUCCAAUUUGGAUAAUCUGAAAUCUGUAUUUGAUGAAGAAGCUCUUGGUUCAUUGCCACUUGAACAUCCCAUAAGCUGUUUCUCUCUUAAAGAAAUUAAGGUUGAACGGUGUCAACAAUUAAAGAAGGUAUUCUCAUCUGGACGGCUGCUCCGUUGCUUCCAAUCUCUAGAGACUAUUGAGGUUCUAUGGUGUUUGCAAAUGGAGGAGUUGAUAUCGUCAUCGGCACAUAAACAAGAAAAUGUCAGUCUACCCAAUUUACAAAGCCUGAGAUUGAUGCAUUUGCACGCGUUGAAAAGCAUCUACAACAGUUCCAGUGUGUUGAUUUGUCAUUCCAUUCAGAGUCCGACUAUUAUCGAUUGCGAUAAGCUAAUGAGGGCUAAUGAGGAUUCCCUGGAGUUUUCCCUUGAUACUAUUGCCUAGUCAUCUCAUCCUCCUUCCCUCAAAGAAAUUGUGGUAGACACAACAAAAAGGUGGGAAUCAUUUGAAUGGCACCAUUCCAAUGCAAAAGAUAACCUUUUAGCCUUCUGUAAAUUUCACUGGCGAGGUAGGGCGCACUACAAAUGUAAGCCUUUUUCCAUUCUUUCUUUCUAUCUUAAUAAAUCUCUAUCUCUUUCUCUCUCUCUCAUCUAUUCUUUUCUCCCCCAUUGGCAGCAAAAUUGGAAUUCAGCUCUGUAACCACAAGGAAGUCAGAGAAAAUCACUUUUUACACCUGUUGCUGUUGGGUUUUCAAUUUAAUAUAAACUUGCUAUUCUUUGUUUUUCUUUUGUUGUGUCAAAUUCUAAUUGGAAAAUUGGAAAUGUUUGUCCCUUUAUUAUCUGUGUAAAUUUGUCUUUGAAACUGUGUGCAAAAAAGACUUGAAAUUAAUUAAGAUCUAUCUAGUUUCCUUUACUAUUUAUUUUUUAUUGCACCUGCAUCUUUGCUCUUCUUGUAAUAUGUGUUUUAGUUGGUUGCAUUUGCAUACAUCUUCCCAAACUUCAUUCAACAUCAUCAUCCUCAUCAAUAGCAAUCGAGACUUCUUUUCAUCACUAUAUCUGCAUGCUUGUUACUUUAUCUUCUUAGAAUCACCAAAGAUGGACUGGCAUUCAGGUCAGAGUACACUCCUCGUCUUUUCUUUUGUCCUUUUCAAUAAAUUAUUUUAUUGUAU
Molecule: messenger RNA, 3916 nt
Organism: Rubroshorea leprosula
Lineage: Eukaryota; Viridiplantae; Streptophyta; Magnoliopsida; Malvales; Dipterocarpaceae
Source: the annotation of a GenBank genome assembly